AUGAAUUUGGCAGAUAUUCAGGUGGCUGCUGAGUACAUCGCCUAUGCUGUCAACUACAUCAGCGGCUUGAACAGACAGCGCGGUGGGAGGUACACCAAGGUCAACACCUUCAUCCGCACCCUGCGCAACAACGGCGGCGACUCCGCCUACGUCCCCUCCACAAACGUCUACAGCAUCUUCGUCGAAAUCGUCCAACCCCAACAAGACCCCAACGCCUCCGGCGCGCUAAACGGCGCUCGCGACGUGGGAGUUUCGAAUACCGAGUUGGAGAGUGUAUGUACUGCGCUCUUGCCCGGGGGGACGGUUUAUGAUACGCAUGAGGGCGUGCUGUAUAAUGCGUUGGCGUAUGCGUUGGCUGUGGAUGCGAUUCAGAACCCGGGCCCGGGGCAGUUGAGUAGGGUGGAUGCCAAGUUGGCGUGCUCGCAGUUUGCGGCGCCCGGGUUGAGUUUGCCGGAUGUUUUGGCGACGGAGGCGAAGAUUCCCAUUGCGGCGGCGGCGAUUAUUGCGUUUUUGCCCAAGAGUGCGACGGAGCCGCCGAUUAAGGCGUAUGCGCAGAAGGAUGUGCCGGCUUAA
Molecule: messenger RNA, 573 nt
Organism: Fulvia fulva
Lineage: Eukaryota; Fungi; Ascomycota; Dothideomycetes; Mycosphaerellales; Mycosphaerellaceae
Exons: 2
Coding region: 1-573 (190 amino acids)
Source: RefSeq, a predicted model, not a curated record